AUGCCCCUAUCGCUGGCGACCCGGUCCUUGCCCGACCUCAGCCAACCACUGCAAGACGAUGAGAACGACGUCGGAUACUCGGAGGAGGAGGAUGACACCGAGCAACUGUACUCUGACCCGAUAGCGCCUCCUUCACCCCCGCUGCCACCACCCCCACUUGACCACGACGACCGCCACGACGACCACCGCGAUCCCCGUGACGGCGGCGCUAGCCACCGCAGCAGCAAGUACAUCCACUCGAGUCCUAAGCGACGACCACGAACCCAUUCUCAAUCCAGCAGAACAUACUCGAGCCCGAGGUCGUUCGGCUCUGCUCGAAACCAUCGCCACGAGCUCAGCCUCGAGCAGCCCGCCAGUGACGAUGACGAUGCAGCGACUGUCGGCGAAUCGUCAUCGAUCCUGAUCACAACCUCGAGACCACCGGAGCACGACUCAAUACCAAGCUCGACGACGUCCUUCUACUACGACGCCUUGCUCGAUCAGCAGCAGCAGCAAGACCAUCGUCGACCUUCGCUCAAAUCCUACCCCUCCAGUACGAGCGUCCACGACCACUCUUCAAGAUCCGGCACACCCGAAAUCGACCACCAUGAUGCUAGUUCGAUCCAUUCGGCACCCGAGCUGGAAUACCACAACGCGAGCUACACGAGGGACGACUCGCGCAUUGAUCCCUCGCAAGGAGAUGGAGACGGUGGCGAGUUGAGUUCGCCCGGCGCCGACGCGCCGCUCAGUCCCAAUACCUCCUCAGCAGAUCGCAGCUACGGGAGGAGUCAGCGGAAAGGAAGCGGGUCUGAAGUGUUCUAUAGACUUCUGCCCUAUACACUGUGGGACUACCUACAAGAAGAAGUCCGUACCUCUCACGGUGAAGACGGUGGAGUCGGACAAAAACGCGGCCGUCGGCUAACUCGUUCCACCUCUUGCGCCAGGUCAUGUCGGUGGAGGUUGACGGCGAGCAAGGUGUCAAGAGUGAACGUGUGACCAACUUUUUGACUGUUCCAGGCGAACUUGAAAGGGUACGCUCGUGCGUCUCGCCAGUCCGGCAAGUUCCUAGCUCACCGUAGCUUGCGCCACUCUCCCACUUAGAUCAUCAUCUUUGGCGUCAUCAUCUGUUUUGACUCGUUCCUGUACAUCUUCGCCAUUUUACCCUUGCGAACGCUAGUUGCGGUCUAUACGUUCGUCAUCAAUACGGUCUUUAACCUUCACCUACCUCUGUUUCGCCGCUCGCAACCUCGAAGAAGAAUGCGCCUCUCUCACAAAUGCGAUCUUGCCAAGGCCGCAAUAUUUGUGCUGGCGAUGAUCGCUUUACACAGAAUCACGGAUGCCAGCAAGAUGUAUCACUCCGUCAGGGGCCAGGAUACGAUAAAAUUAUACGUCUUGUUCAAUGUGCUCGAGGUACAUCACCCAAAACCGAAUGCGAUCAAAUCAAUCCGACGCAUCUGACUUCCCUUAUUCCCUUCACUCGCCAGAUCGCGGACCGGUUGUGUUGCUCGUUCGGGCAGGAUCUACAGGACUCCCUGUUCUCCCGGCAGACGCUGGGUAGGCGGACAGAUGGCUCGCACCCUCAUAUCAGGCCUCUCGCUCUGUUCGGUCUGACUGUCGUCUACGUCGGUGAGCAACCUCGAGUAGGAUCUGCCAACGUCUCGCGCGCUGAAGGAUGGCCUCGACCUCGCAGUCGCACAUACGUUGGUGCUAUUUUACCAACUCGUCACCCUCAAUGUUGCCAUCAACUCGUACUCCAACGCCCUGUUGACCCUUCUCCUGUCGAACCAGUUUGUCGAGAUCAAAGGCAGUGUCUUCAAAAAGUUCGAAAAAGAGAACCUGUUCCAGUUAACUUGCGCAGGUGGGUCGAGUCGGAACGUAUAUCAAGGUAUCCACUGCAAUGUGUGCUGACGCGCAUUGUCUUGAAUCAGACGUUGUUGAGCGGUUCCAACUUGGCAUCAUGCUUUUCAUCAUUGCGCUCCGCAAUCUCGUCGAGCUCUCCUCCACCGCGGCGAUUCCUCUCUUCCCGUUCUUGGCUUCCUUUCCUACCUCGCUUUCCAAGCUGCCGACACCUAGUUCACUCGCCCUUCUUCAAACGAUCUUCUCCCCCGCCAUUGUCGUGCUCAUGAGUGAAUGCUUUGUCGACUGGCUCAAGCAUGCGUUUAUUACCAAAUUCAACCACAUCCGACCACAAGUCUAUGGAAGGUUCAUCGAUGUCUUGUGCAAAGAUCUCGUUGUCGGAGGCAAAGGAACAAGACGAGAGCAGGUAUGUCGAGGCGCAUCAUUCGCGCGUUGCUCACACAUGUGCGCUGUUGACGACCCCUCCCCUUGCCCACUACGCGUACCCACAGCCCUUCGUCGACCAAUCUCCUGUUGUCGCACGUCGUCUGGGUUUUGCGGCGCUUCCGUUGGGCUGUCUCGUUGUGCGCGUUAUCGCGCAAGCGUUCGAGAUGCUCGUCGACGACUCCGCAAUCGACGAAUGCGCGAUGCCCUCGACAAAUUCGAUGAACUCGACUGGUGGAAGCGUGUUGAAAGGUGGAGGUGUGGAAGACGGGUGGGGUGAUUUGAGGGGAUGGGCCGUGAUCGCAUUGGUCGUGCUGAUCGGAUGGAUUUGGUCAGCUUGUCGUGAGGGCGUCUGAUCGUUCGGGUCAUACUGAGCUGACGAGUAACGAUUCCCUUCUCCUUCCCUGCAGCCUGGUUGCUCUCAAGCUGCUCAUCGGGUAUGUUGCCUUUUCCGCUCUUCUUCUUUCUGCGCAAAAGUGCUUACGAAAGUUCGACACCUCUUCAGCAUCAACCUUCGCUCCUUCGCCUCGGAACGCUGGGCCUCGAUGCAGCAGCGCGAAAUCGAAGACCAGCUCAAUGAUCGUGGACGAGCCAAGAUCGGUGUAACACCAGCAGAAGCCGUAAGUCUGACCUCUUACGUGAUCGUGCAACCUCGGAGACAUGCAAUAACUUGGCAGUAAUAUGUCGUCGUGACGCAGUCAAUGGACCAUCAAGUCGAGCGUUUACUCAAGGAUGACAUCUUUGACGCGAACGAGAGGGGUCGCAAAAUCAGCCUGGCCAGUUUGUCAAGGUAUGAUAUGAUUCGGAGCCGAUUGUGGUAG
Molecule: messenger RNA, 3080 nt
Organism: Microbotryum saponariae
Lineage: Eukaryota; Fungi; Basidiomycota; Microbotryomycetes; Microbotryales; Microbotryaceae
Source: the annotation of a GenBank genome assembly